GGGGUUGAGUGACAAUAGGACUGUCGCAGUGGUCUUCUUGCUGCCCGAUGCUGAUCCUCUCUUGGCGCUCUCUCUCCGGCUUCUCCGCGACCGUUGCUUAGACUUCCGCUCCCUUCUUCCCCUUCGCCUCUUACUUUUCCCCUGGAAACUCUCACGCUCUCCUCCUCCUCUUCUCCUCUCCUCAUGCCCAUCGUGGCUCCGCCCAACUUCUCCCCCCGGUGACAUCCCCGAAUCUCCUCCCAUGGCCAAGGUCGACACCGCGGGGGAGGUGGAUUCCGCCCCGACCGCCGCCUCGCCGACCCCGACUCUCCCCAAAGCCCCCGUCGAGGCUCGCUCGCUGUCCUCCAUCACCGCAAUCGCUUCCAAUCCCCCGGCCUAUCCACGCAAUCCGACCCAGAAGAAGCUCGAUCCGUUGGUGCUCUAUAUAGUGCGGGUUCCGGGCAGUCGAGAUGUCUUCCUCACCCCGUUGAAACCUCCCACCAAGUCCAACGUCUCAGCAGAGGCCAUCAAUGCCUCCUUAUACUAUCUGCACGUUGCCACCCCCGACGAUGACGUCUUGCUCCAGGAAUACGAGCAGGAGCACGAAGAGGAGGCCAGGCUGCGAAAAGAAACACUCGGGAGUGAUGCGGACUCCAUUCUUCCUGCGCGCGAGUUUGCGCGAUUGAAUAAUGUCCGACGCAAGCCUGUUCCUGGCGCGGGGGAUGCAGCGAGCGCAACCAAGGUCGAUGCGACCGUCGCGCCCGCUCGCCCUCGUCCGACCUCGUGGCAGUCGCAGGGAUCGCUGCCAUCGAGCCCCAGUCUGCAACGUCCUCCUAUGCCUCCUCGCCCAAGCUUCCAGGGACCGCCUCCCGAGUACACUCCCUCAACACCACCAUUCGCGCCAGUCAACCGCGACCCUUUCGAUGCCACGGCGCCAAACGAUGCGCGCCCGUCGCGACCUCUUCCCCCUGUCCCGAGAGAUGAGCCUGUGCUUGGCCCGCCUCUAGACCCGAUGCCGAAGAAGGCCAACCGGUGGAGCGCUGCGCUGUCGGGGUAUAUCGCUCGGGGACAGGAAUCGUGGAGAGAUAAAAUCGAAGCAGGCCGGCCUAGUCUGGACUCUCAACGGCCGCAGAUCCGACCGGACAUUCGACCGCAUUCGGCGCACGGGAGUCCAUCGCAUUCUUAUCUAGGGUCGCCCUCGAGAAGUCCUGGAAGGGGUCCUGCGAGGAGCCCGGGGCAAUCCCCCAGUCUGCGACCGCAUGACCGGAUGCCUGAUCGCCCAGGGUUUCAUCUCACGCUGAUCCGACGCGAUCCUACCCAUGGCAGCCAGUGGAACGUCGCGACCAUGUCGACGCCCCGGAUGGACGGCGGGCCCAUCGACAUUGAGGUGCUCACACCAGGAUACAAUCGAUUCACGGCGCAAAACGAACCAAUCUCCCUCGCGAGUUUGGGGGUGAACCUCCCAGGCGGCCAGCCUAUCUCCCUCUCAUCAUUUAAACGUCCGGAGGUGACCGACCCUCCCACUUCCACGCCUAAUGAACCACACCCUCGACGAUUCCAUCGCAAGCUCUGCGUCUCCCGGCCCUACUUCCAAGAAGAACCACGAGGGUCGCUGGACCUUACUGGACGUCCCUCCCUCGACAGCAUCGGCGGCGGCAGUCCCACGAAGCCACAUGUCCCAAGCCACUCCAAGUUGAAGAGCGGCUAUUAUACCUUUAACUCGCCGUGGAACGGCAUCUGCACAUUUACGACGAGCGUCAACGGCCGCAGCCUCAAAUGCAAACACAUGAUACCCACCCCUGGCUUUCCCAGCACCAGCCACCAUCAUACACCAACCUCGAUGCCAGAACCACCUGCCAUUACUGCGGCCGAAAUCCGCUUCAACACACCCUUUCGAACCGGCCACCUGCAUCAGCCCUCGGGGGCUCCGUAUAUCUCGCCAUCCUACCACCCCGCCUCGCCCCCCACGGAAUUCUCUCUCUCCUCUCCGACAUCAACCUCGGGGAUUCCGUCCUCGAAACGAGAUUCGCUCGCCCGGUUCCUCAAUGCACACAAAUAUACCCGACCUCGCGCCCGCUCCGGCGCCAGUAUCUCCUCUGGAGACAUUGGCACCAGCCACCACACCCGAAAUGCCUCGAAUAGUAGCACAAGCAGCGGUGGUGACGAGGAGCGAGAGAAGUCGGGACUUCUGCGUCGUCCACCGAGUGACGACAGAUUGGAUCUGUCGCUUGCACGAGAACGGGCGGGCGGAGGUAUGCGGGGGAAGUCUGCUAAGAUGGGCAAAUUGAUCAUCGAGGACGAGGGAAUUAAGAUGUUGGAUUUGGUGGUUGCUGCUUGUAUGGCUGUGUAUACGGUGAGCUGUUAGUUGCAUUCGCACUUGGUAUUUGGAUUUGGAUUGGUCUUUGGAAUUUGGCAUUUGAGCGAUGCAUAUGAUCUUGUAUAUUUUGUUUAUAGUUUUAGGUAUAUUUAUGGAUUUAUACCUAUGUAAAUUUCAAUCUAGUCUUCUGGAU
Messenger RNA from Aspergillus sclerotioniger CBS 115572, 2489 nucleotides. RefSeq lists its product as uncharacterized. The transcript is spliced from 2 exons. Lineage: Eukaryota; Fungi; Ascomycota; Eurotiomycetes; Eurotiales; Aspergillaceae. The coding region runs from base 242 to 2344 and encodes 700 amino acids. The record is from RefSeq and is a predicted model, not a curated record.